Molecule: messenger RNA, 168 nt
Organism: Melampsora larici-populina 98AG31
Lineage: Eukaryota; Fungi; Basidiomycota; Pucciniomycetes; Pucciniales; Melampsoraceae
Exons: 2
Biological process (GO): cell differentiation; regulation of transcription by RNA polymerase II
Molecular function (GO): DNA-binding transcription factor activity, RNA polymerase II-specific; RNA polymerase II cis-regulatory region sequence-specific DNA binding
Source: RefSeq, a predicted model, not a curated record
AAGCACCGUCGUCGAACGACCCCUGCACAACUCAAUGUGCUCGAAGCCCAAUUCGAGUCGAAUUCUAAGCCUGAUGUUGUUCUACGAAAGCAACUUGCUGAAAAACUCGACAUGACCCCCCGGGAGGUUCAAGUUUGGUUUCAAAACCGAAGAGCCAAAACUAAAAAA